Molecule: messenger RNA, 1110 nt
Organism: Rhododendron vialii
Lineage: Eukaryota; Viridiplantae; Streptophyta; Magnoliopsida; Ericales; Ericaceae
Exons: 2
Coding region: 1-1110 (369 amino acids)
Cellular component (GO): Golgi membrane
Molecular function (GO): hexosyltransferase activity
Source: RefSeq, a predicted model, not a curated record
AUGAAGUCCCAAAGGCCAAGCGGAUGGCGAUUCAUCGCCUACGGCGGCUGCUUCGCUGUUUUAAUUUGCAUCUUCGCUUCAACCAACGAGUUCCGUUUCGACAGCCUCUCCGAGUUUUGUAGAAUACCCUUCCCGCUGUGUAGCGCAACGCAGUCAAUUUCUUUUGAUCACAUGGAGAAUUCCUCGCCCAACGACAUCCGAAUCUUCAUCGGAGUCUUGACAAUUCCCAGUAGACACUGGCGCCGCCAGCUCCUCCGCCUCCUAUACAGCACACAAUCUCCAGCGGGCGCAAAAAUCGAUGUGAAGUUUGUGUUUUGCAACCUACGGGAAGACAACACGAGCCUACCAGAGGACGAAAAACUCAAGAUUGACCUAGAAAUGAUGCGCUACGACGAUAUCAUAAUUCUCAACUGCACAGAGAGCAGGAAGACCGCCCCUAAGUCUUAUGCGUACUUUACAAGCUUGCCGGAUAUGCUAAAUCGCUCUGAUGGUUCAGAGCCGCCGUACCAUUACGUAGGAAAAUUGAGCGAUGUCAGCUAUUUUAGGUUCCAACACCUGGUGGAUUCAUUGGCAAACCAGCCCAGAGAAGACUUAUACUACGGUUCUGUCAUUCCAUGCGAAGAAAUGGAGCCUCAUAAGAAAAACAGUUUCAUGUCCGGGGCGGGUUAUUUCAUCUCUUGGGAUAUAGUGGAAUGGAUUAAGAGUUCUGAUAUCCCGAAAAAGUUGCCAAUGCGUGGGGUGGAAGACAAGGCUAUGGGCCGAUUGCUCGAAGACGGCCAUCGGGGGAAAAACCGGUAUAAUGCUAAGGGGGCAAUCUACAAUUAUCCGGGGCUGGAGCCAACCAAGUGUGAGCGUGAGCUGGUGCCAGAUACGAUCGCAGUUUGCAAUCUGAAUAUUUGCAUUCUAUACUUGAAGUAUGGUAACAAUUUAAAACAUUAUGAACUUUUUUUUGUUAAUGCUUUAUUUGUUCUGUUGAAUUUUGAUGGUAUGAUACUAGUUGGGCAGAGGGGCCACAACCACUUUGCAAAGCUUCAAAGCCUGGAAUUUAGCCCAAACCCAGAACCUAACCAAUCUCCGUCGUGGGCGCUCGUUUGGAAUUCAGGGCUAUGA